AUGCCUUACUCUGUUGAUUGUAUAUCUACUGGUACAACAGGAACUGAAGAUGACUCAGAAAAAAAUACUAAUACUGAAACUGAAACUGAAAAAGAUUCUGGCUUUCAUUCAUUAAUAUGUUUAAGGAAAUUUAUUUCAAAUAUUGUUAGUCCUAAUGAUAAAGUUUAUAAAGAGCAUGAAAUUGAUGCUGAGAUAAAAAAAUUGUUUAUUAAAACAGAUAAAAUUAAUCCAUUAUUACAAGAAUCAUUAUUUGAAAAUGUUCCACCAUUUAUUUGUUUUUAUUCUAAAGGUAAUAAAGUAGUAAAACCUUGUAAAAAAAUAAGUAAUCAUUUACAUUGGUGUCAAAAUGCAUUAUUACCAAUUGUAAUGAAAAAGACACUUGCUUUAUCACAUUUUAAAAUUGUACCUGAAGAAGAGGAUUGGAUAGGGUAUUGGGGUCGACAUUGGAAAUCUCCAAAAUAUAAAACUUUAAAACCAUUUCAAAAGAUGAAUCAUUUUCCAGGAGCAUUUCAUUUUGGUAGAAAAGAUAGACUUUGGAUGCAUCUAAAAGAAAUGAUGGAUAGGCAAAUAAAUAAUGAUUUUUUUAUAAUGCCUUUUUCAUAUAUUCUUCCAAAAGAUUUUGAAAAUGCUAAAAAAUAUCUUGAGGAAAAUGAAAAUCAUAGGUUAAUUUUAAAACCACCAGCCUCUGCCAGGGGAUCUGGUAUAACAUUAACAGCAAAUAUUUCUCAAAUAUCAGGAGAAACACCACUAGUUGCCCAACAAUAUUUAGAAAAACCUCUUCUUAUAAAUGGUGCAAAAUUUGAUUUAAGAUUUUAUAUUUAUGUGCCUUCAUUUGAUCCAUUAAGAAUAUAUUUUUAUGAUGAUGGUUUAGUUAGAUUUGCAUCUUUACCCUAUUCUAAUUGUCCAAGUACAAUGGAUAAUAAAUAUGUUUAUUUGACAAAUUAUUCUAUCAAUAAAAAUGCACAAUCAGAAGGACAUACAAAUGAGCCUGUACCUAAAUGGGAUAUGGCUACUUUUUGGAAUUAUUUAGAUAAAAUGUAUGGAAAAGAAAUAAGAAAACUUGUUAAACAAAAAAUUAAAGAUGUUGCCGCAAAAGCAGUUAUUGCUUGUGAAAGUUAUAUUAGAAGUCAUGCUGAGAAACAUUCUACAUUUUUAUUUAAUUGUCAUGAGCUAUUUGGAAUGGAUAUAAUUUUAGAUGAAAAUUUUGAACCAUGGUUAUUAGAAAUGAACAUAUCACCUUCACUUCAUUCUGGUACACAGUUAGAUCGUGAAGUUAAAGGACCAUUAGCAAAAGAUGUUAUGAAUAUGAGUUGUAUUAAUUUACCACCUUCUAAUGAUAUUCCUCAACAAUAUACAAUAAAUUAUGGAAUUAAAAAUUAUAAACUAUUUUUUAGUGAAGAACAUUUACAAAAACAAGAAUAUUAUGAAAAAAAAUAUGAGAAUGGUGGAGAGAGUUGUUCUGAUGUGUUAGAGGAUUUAACGGAUGCAGAUGUACGAAUGUUAAUUGCUUUUGAAGAUGAAUAUUUUAGACGUGGGAAUUUUGAAUUAAUAUAUCCAAAUGGAAAAAAGACAGAAGAAUUACUAUCGUACACACUUAAUACAAUUUAUUCCAACAUCUUACUUCAUGAAUGGGUUUGUGUAAAUCAUCCUGAUCAUGAAACUGGAAUUCGCCGUUUAAAUAAACUUUGCGAAGUCAAUUAUCAUUAUCCAUGUUUUUCUUCAACAUCAUCUCAAAUUACAAACAGUGAUGAAGAGGAAGAAGAUAUAGAAGAUGAUGAAAAAGAUAAUUAUGAAUCUCAAGAAUCCACAAUUCCUAAAAAUGUUUAA
This is a messenger RNA of Strongyloides ratti, 1827 nucleotides long. Its product is annotated as Tubulin polyglutamylase TTLL4. The record is from RefSeq and is a predicted model, not a curated record. Lineage: Eukaryota; Metazoa; Nematoda; Chromadorea; Rhabditida; Strongyloididae. Bases 1 to 1827 code for a protein of 608 amino acids. Gene Ontology annotation, cellular component: cilium. Gene Ontology annotation, molecular function: tubulin binding; tubulin-glutamic acid ligase activity. Gene Ontology annotation, biological process: microtubule cytoskeleton organization; protein polyglutamylation. The transcript has a single exon.